Molecule: messenger RNA, 1345 nt
Organism: Humulus lupulus (European hop)
Lineage: Eukaryota; Viridiplantae; Streptophyta; Magnoliopsida; Rosales; Cannabaceae
Product: TATA-box-binding protein-like
Exons: 9
Coding region: 237-839 (200 amino acids)
Biological process (GO): DNA-templated transcription initiation
Molecular function (GO): DNA binding; RNA polymerase II general transcription initiation factor activity
Source: RefSeq, a predicted model, not a curated record
AGAAUAUAAACCCUGUAUUUCAAACGCUUCUCAUUCUGUUCCUUCACUCUUCUUCUCUCUCUAUCCCCGAGUUUCUCCCGUGUUAUUCGCCACCGCGCCAAGCACGAACCAGACUCAACGGUCGUCUUAAUCUAAUCUUCUUUAGGACACGGCCGAAUCAUAUCACUAACCUCAAGCUCCUCGCUUUCACGGUGAGUUGUCAAUCGCACUGAUAUCAAGGUGACCGUACGGUAACAAUGGCGGAACAAGUCUUGGAAGGGAGCCAACCGGUUGAUCUCCAGAAGCACCCUUCAGGAAUAGUUCCGACCUUGCAGAAUAUUGUCUCCACUGUUAAUUUGGAUUGCAAGCUGGAUCUUAAGGCCAUUGCUCUCCAAGCUAGAAAUGCAGAAUAUAAUCCCAAGCGUUUUGCUGCAGUUAUUAUGAGAAUAAGAGAACCAAAAACCACAGCAUUGAUAUUUGCAUCUGGCAAGAUGGUGUGUACAGGAGCUAAAAGUGAACAUCAAUCAAAACUUGCAGCAAGAAAGUAUGCUCGUAUCAUUCAGAAACUUGGGUUUCCAGCAAAGUUUAAGGACUUUAAAAUCCAGAAUAUAGUAGGCUCUUGUGAUGUUAAGUUUCCCAUUAGGCUUGAAGGACUUGCAUAUUCGCAUGGUGCUUUCUCAAGUUAUGAACCAGAAUUAUUUCCAGGCUUGAUUUACCGGAUGAAGCAACCGAAAAUUGUGCUACUUAUAUUUGUCUCUGGAAAAAUUGUUCUUACAGGAGCAAAGGUGAGGGAAGAGACCUACACUGCAUUUGAGAACAUUUACCCUGUCCUGACAGAGUUCAGGAAAAAUCAGCAAUGAUGGGGUGGCAGAGGACUCAACCGUUAUUGUUCUUGUAUUAAAUUUUUGGCAUUUGUGUUUUUAGUCAUCUCUCUAUAUAGUAUGAAAUUGCAUCCUUACCUAAUGCCACUCCUUGCAAUCUUCAACUUCUACAAGUCUUAUAUUCAGUUCUGUUGGCAGACAUAACAGACAGAGCAACCAAAGACAAUUUGCUUGCAAAAGGUUUGCGGCGGAACACUUUCGCUGUGAUGACUGCUGCACCUGGAUUGAAUUGUAAAUAUGAAAAGGGUUGUUGCAACCGUUUACUGAUUGCUUAACCAUGAUAUAGUCCAAGUUUUGUAAUUGGUUAUUUGGUGUAAAAUUGUGUGAAACAACAACUGCCAAGUCUUUGAAACAAAAAUGGAAAAUGGGGGAGUGGAAAAAACUUUUAAACUUCUAGUAGACUUGCAACAUUAUGCAUACUUAGAAAUUUUAUUAUUGUUUCAUUUUAUUUGCAUUAUUAUAAAGACUUGAGUUUAUCAUGUUCA